CAAGCUCRAGAAAACCUCCACGACGGAGACUGCGAAAUUCUCAAAAUUCAGCGUUCGGCCUCACCGAAUUUUGUGGCUUUCUACGAUAAUGGAAUUUUUUCUUGAAGAAGGGAAGCAAAUUCACGAGCAAUGCUCCACUCUUGUUCUGCCAGCGUUGUCAAUUGGGAAUGUGGGGCAGUUAGCAGUAGAUCUGUUGGUUUCAUCAAUGAGAGCAGGGAGAAUUGGUUAUUUUGAUGAUCCUUAUGUUCUGCCCUGUGUUGGUAACAAUGCUUACGAGCCACUUCCUCAUGGGGAGCUUGCCCUCCCUCUUGAAGUUUAUGAGUCAACAUCUAAUGCGUUGACCCUUAUCCAGCAAAGGUCACCUGUGAUCAAGGGAAAAAUGGUAAAUUUUGCAAAGAACUUGGUUGAUUUUAUUGCAGCUUGUGGGAAGAAGCAUGUUGUUCUGCUUUCUAGUUUAGAUUUUGGAAGGUGGCAACAAAUUGAUACGUCAAGUGGUUCGCAGAUACAUUAUCUUUCUAGCACCAGCGAUGAUGGAACUGAUGACAACUGUGAAAAACUGGGAUGGAGAAGGGUGCAGGAAUAUGACCCAGMGCAGCCACGAUGGGAACAUCUUACCACUUUAACUAAAGCCAAGGCUACAGAGGAGAAUGACCUGCCUUUUGAUGAGGGGUUAGAGGAGGGAGACUACCUCCCAAGUCUACCAUUUGCCUCUCUCUUCACUUGUUUGAAGGCCAAAGGUGUAAAGGUCACCUGCUUAUUAUGCUAUUGUUCAGAAGGAGACAACAUACCUGAUGCUUUCCACUUGGCUGAGGCAACAGGCAAACUUCUCGGUCUGAGUCCUGGUGGCGAAGGUAUUAAGUGGCUUAUCCCCUUCUCUUGGAAGUCUGUUUAUGGACCACCACCAGAUGUCUCCAUAUUCUAGACAUGGAUGGAUAUAAUGAAUGAUCAACAACUACGACGAUCAACGCUUUGCCAAUUUUGAUAAUCUAAUGCCAGAAAGACCCAGUUGAGGAAGAUAUUGUUGUGUAAAGUAGAAUCAUGAAAAGGCACCUCUGAAUCCAUUCUGUUACAGUACAGGUGCAAGCUUCUCCCUGUUUGAUGAACUAUUUAACCUUAAUGCAUCUUGAAUGAGAACUUUUUUUUAUGUUGAAACAAACUGUGUUUGGUUUACCAUUCUGUAGUUUCAAAAUAGGAAUGGACACAGAUUGAGCCAUAUUCGAGGGAUAGUUGCAAAACUAGCAUAAUAGAGAUGAAAUCUUUAACUUUUUUAUAGCA
This is a messenger RNA of Momordica charantia (bitter melon), 1275 nucleotides long. Its product is annotated as clast3-like protein. NCBI's taxonomy places the organism in Eukaryota, Viridiplantae, Streptophyta, Magnoliopsida, Cucurbitales, Cucurbitaceae. Gene Ontology annotation, cellular component: cytosol; nucleus. The record is from RefSeq and is a predicted model, not a curated record. Gene Ontology annotation, biological process: proteasome assembly.